Molecule: messenger RNA, 2116 nt
Organism: Cuscuta campestris
Lineage: Eukaryota; Viridiplantae; Streptophyta; Magnoliopsida; Solanales; Convolvulaceae
Source: the annotation of a GenBank genome assembly
GUCCACCACAAAAGCACAAACCACAAAACCCCCCCAAGAAUCAUAAAUUAAGCAUGCCCAGAUCCCCAUUCAUCUUUCUUCUCCCCAAUUCCUUCUUAGGUGGCGGAAAUGAGCAUGUACGGUAGGGAUCCGUGGGGCGGUCCCCUGGAGAUCCACGCCAACGACGACGAAGUAGACAGCCGGAGCCGGAACCUCCAGGACUUUGACCGGGCGGCGCUGUCGCGGUCGCUCGACGAGACGCAGCAGAGCUGGCUGCUGGGCCCCACCGAGCAGAAGAAGAAGAGGUAUGUUGAUCUGGGCUGCAUUAUGGUGAGCCGGAGAUUCUUCAUUUGGACCGUCGGCGGCGCCCUCGCCGCCGCCGUGCUGGUCGGCUUGGUUGUCUUGAUUGCCGAGACCGUGCCCCGCCACAAACACCCCUUUUCGCCGCCGGAUAAUUACACUCUUGCCCUCCACAAGGCUCUCAUGUUCUUCAAUGCUCAGCGCUCUGGAAAACUGCCCAAGCACAACAAUGUGUCAUGGAGGGGUAAUUCCUGCACUAAAGAUGGAGACCGAGACAGUUCAACCGGUUUUAAGGAUCUAGUUGGCGGCUAUUAUGACGCGGGAGAUGCUAUAAAGUUCAAUUUCCCUCAAUCGUUCGCCCUCACCAUGCUAAGCUGGAGUGUGAUUGAAUACAGUGCGAAGUAUGAGGCCGCUGGAGAGCUGAACCAUGUAAAAGACAUAAUUAAGUGGGGAACUGAUUACCUCCUCAAGACCUUCAAUUCCUCCGCGGAUACUAUUGAUCGCAUCGUUUCGCAGGUUGGAGUAGGGGGCACGUCACGAGGAAGCACAACUCCUAACGACCAUUACUGUUGGACGCGUCCUGAGGACAUUGAUUACCCCAGGCCUGUGAUUGAAUGCCAGAGUUGCUCUGAUCUUGCAGCUGAGAUGGCUGCUGCACUUGCAUCGGCGUCCAUUGUUUUUAAGGACAACAAGGCCUAUUCGCAAAAACUUGUCAAUGGUGCCCAAACUGUCUUCCAAUUUUCUAGGGAUCGCCGCGGGAGGUACAGUGCCAAAGACAGAGAAGCUUCAGUUUUCUACAACUCCACCAACUAUUACGACGAGUUUGUCUGGGGUGCGACUUGGCUGUAUUAUGCUACCGGGAACUCUACCUAUCUUAACAUUGCCACAAUGAAAGGUAUUGCUAAGAAUGCCGGGGCUUUCUAUGGUGGCAAACAUUAUGGUGUGAUGAGCUGGGAUAGCAAGCUUCCUGGAGCUCAAGUGCUUCUUAGCCGUUUGAGGUUGUUCUUGAGUCCGGGAUACCCUUAUGAAGAGAUUUUGAGCACCUUCCAUAACCAGACAAGCAUAUUCAUGUGCUCCUACCUGCCGUUCUUCUCCUCUUUUAACAGAACAAAAGGAGGCUUGAUUCAGCUGAACUAUGGUGCACCACAGCCUCUUCAGUAUGUAGCCAAUGCAGCAUUUCUGGCCACCUUGUUUAGCGAUUAUCUAGCAGCUUCGGAUACCCCUGGAUGGUAUUGCGGGCCCACCUUCUACUCUGUCGACGUUCUGCGUAAUUUUGCCGAAACACAGAUUGACUACAUCCUUGGAAAAAACCCGAGGAAGAUGAGUUACAUUGUGGGGUUUGGCAAUCGCUACCCAAAACAUGUCCACCACCGCGGCGCGUCCAUCCCUAAAAACAACAUCAAGUACACCUGCAAAGGGGGGUGGAAAUGGAGGGACUCGAAGAAGCCAAACCCCAACACCAUUGUCGGAGCCAUGGUCGCAGGCCCAGACGCGCACGACGGUUUCCAUGAUGUGCGUACCAAUUACAACUACACUGAGCCCACACUUGCCAGCAACGCCGGGUUGGUGGCUGCGCUGGUGGCUCUAUCCGGGGAAAGGAGUGUUCAACUCGAUAAGAACACCAUGUUUUCCGCUGUGCCACCUAUGUUCCCCUUGCCGCCGCCACCACCAGCACCUUGGAAACCUUAGUGGCCAAGUGUGAGUAUCUAUUGAUUCAUAUUCUUUUUUCCAUUGAUUCUUAUGCUGGGUUCUGACACCUUGAAUGCCCCCAUGGAAGAACAUCAAGGCUUCUUGUUGUCAGUUCUUGGGUUAUUAGCUAGAAGUCUAGAACUUUCCU